UUUGAGCUCCCAAGCUUUUGUGGAAAGAAUGCACAUUUUGAAAAAGUAACACACGUCGCCGCCCCCGCCUGAUUCGGUUUGCAUGUGUGUGGUGGGCCCAGUAUAGGUCCUUUUUUUUGGCUCACAGACCAACGGACAUCUCUUUACUCUAACUGUUCAUUUUUGGUAAUGUAUUUUCAACUUGUUUAUGUAUGUUCAUCUUUGGUGAUAAUGUAUUUCCAACUUGUGUGGUGUGCGGUUGGCCAUUCUAGUGAGUACGUAAUCAUGGAUUCAUGACUACGUAGACGUGGUUUAGAGCCCAGCCCACCCAUUGCAUGAAACAGCACUCCCUGCACUUUAGGCAGCAUUUUUUCAGCAUUUCAAUCAAGUAGCAAGAAGACAUUAGCGUUAGUUAGAGAGUUUUAAUCCAAAGGAACCUUCUCUAAACACACCUAACUACUUGAUUACAGUUUAAAGUCAAUGUUGUCAUAGAAAUUCUCAUAUGAUUGAUGAGAAUUAGUCUAUCAAACAAUCAAUAGAUUUGAAAAUGUACUAAUCUACUAUAGUUUCACCAUAGGAGAAAACUAGGGCAGCUUCCUCCUAGCUUAGGGCAUCUCCAACAAUGAUAUGUAAAAUGAGUUUCCAAAUGUGUACUAUGCAUACUUCAAAAUGGUUUACAUACUCAUUUACAAACUUUGAAAAACUCUGCACUCCAACAAUGAUUCCCAAAUUAACUAAGUCACUUUUACUCUCUAAAAAAUAUGCAUACUCACUCUCUCUCCUCUUUGGGUUUGUAUAUUUGGGAACUCAUUUGAGAAAAUGUAAAUUUACAUAUUGUGAUGAGAACCCUGUUGGAAUGAUAAAAACUAAAAAAUGAGAACGCAUAUUAACGGUUAGGAUUUUACAUACUCACAUGCAUCCUUUGUUGGAGUUGCCCUUCUGAAUAAGAUUUGCAAUCAAGUUUCAUGGGUAUUUAUGGAAAACAUGUAAUUACAGGUGAGAUUAGUACAUAAAUGGUUUUCCAAACAGCAAUCAUGGAAAACAUUGAAUGAAUCAAAUUGUGAUAAGAGAAAGGACCACAUGCACAUGCAGCUUUUUGUUUCAAUUAACAGUAUUAGAUUUGUGUACAACUAAAAAGUAGCAUGAGUGUUGUUGUUUCAGUAUUGGGACUACUACUACAAAUUUCUUCCUCCAUUGAAAGUCUGACCUCUUUUUGCUCUAAGCAUCCACUUUCUCCUCCAUUGACCCCAAAAAAGCUUGUUUGAGUGAACCCCACAUGGUUGGAAGGCAAUCUAUGCCCAUCCCCCACCACCUUUCAAUUCAUACUCAAAUCUUUUCACGUAAGUACCAUAUAUACUGUAUCAAGUUAUCCAUUCAAUUAUAUGUAUAACAAGUAUGGCUUCUUUAAACUAAGUAAAGAAAGUUCAUGAUACACACUAAACUGCCACUUUUCAACAUUCUUGUCAUUCUGUUGGGUGUAUGCUUGUUUUCUUGAGAGAGGAAAAAUGCAGGUUCUGCUGAAGUUGAUUUCUUUUGCAAUUCAUGCGAGUCUUAUUACGCUUGUUUCACCAUCAGUUGAUUCUUCUCAAGAGAAUUCGAAAACAAUAAGCAAUAAUACAAGCAACAGCAGCAUUCAUAAGUUGAGUCCUAAGCUGCUAUUUGAGAUUACAGUUCAUGGGUUUCUGCUCUGGGCUUCAGUGGGAUUUCUGAUGCCUGUUGGGAUACUCAUUAUCAGAAUGUCAAACAGAGAAGAAUGUGGAAGAAGGCUCAAGAUUCUGUUCUAUCUUCAUACAAUUUCACAGAUGCUAUCUGUACUUCUUGCGACGGCAGGAGCAGUAAUGUCCAUCAAAAACUUCAACAAUUCCUUCAAUAAUAAUCACCAGAGAAUUGGGGUUGCACUCUAUGGCAUCAUGUGGUUUCAAGCCCUGAUGGGGUUUUUACGGCCACAAAGGGGAUCCAGAGGAAGAAGUGUAUGGUUUUUUGUGCACUGGCUACUUGGAACUGCUAUAUCUCUGCUAGGAACCAUCGACAUAUACACAGGAUUGCAAGUCUAUCAUGAGAAAACAUCAAAAAGUAUAAGGCUAUGGACAACAAUUUUCACUAUAGAAAUCUCUCUCAUUGCCUUCUUUUACCUGUUCCAGGAAAAAUGGGUGUAUAUACAGAAGCAAGGAGUGAUUUUGGGUGAUGAACCAAUACGACCCUCCAAUAAUGUGAUUUCUCCACAAGACAGAAAGGAAUUGGUGACUGCAUCUUGUUAAGAAAGCAGAAGAAACAAAUGACUGAAUUUUUUUAUUAUUUUUUUGAAUUCUAUAUAUCAUACAUUUAGGAGAGUUGGUGUCUGGAAUACAAGCUUCAUUAAUAAGAUGAGUAAUAUAUGACUCGGUUUAAUAUUACGUUAGAGAGCUAAGCUAGCUUAGUUAGUGAAGCAGUAAGCAGUAAGUGCUUAGAUAGAGAGAGGUGUUGCUGAG
This is a messenger RNA of Tripterygium wilfordii, 2447 nucleotides long. Its product is annotated as cytochrome b561 domain-containing protein At2g30890-like. The transcript has 4 exons. The record is from RefSeq and is a predicted model, not a curated record. Lineage: Eukaryota; Viridiplantae; Streptophyta; Magnoliopsida; Celastrales; Celastraceae. The coding region runs from base 1485 to 2237 and encodes 250 amino acids. Gene Ontology annotation, molecular function: transmembrane monodehydroascorbate reductase activity.